AUGGAGGCUCUACUCCCCGCCGGCGGCUUCCAGCUGCCCUUUCAGCGCCGCCUGUCGCGCCUCUACAACGACACCAAGAAAUCGAGCGAUUUCGUGCAAGCGCCCGUACCCCGCGAGAAGCAGCAAGACCCCGACGCGCCCGGCUUGCACCGCAAGCUGCGCAUCCAAAAGGACCGCCUCGUCGGCUGGGGCCUCGCCUGGUCCGACCCAGCCGCCGCCGCCGAGAUUGACGAGUCGCUGUCGCGCGCCGGCCUCAGCGAGGUUGUCGCGAGCAUCAUGUCCACCAUCAAGGACAUCCUGGCCGAGGCCGAGCAGCUCUGGCUCAGCGGGGCCGCUGCGGGCAGCGCGGAUAAAAAGGGCAAGCGGGUGUCGUGGGACCGCGCCCGCUUCGAGGACCUGGUCAAUGACUUUACCGCCUCGGUCGACACCCUCUACGACUUGUCCAGGACCCGCGGCGCGGCCAUGCGCCGCCUGGCCAAGGGCGGCGGCGGGCUGUACAAGGCCGAGGGACAGCGCGCCUUUGAGCCCACGCGCCUGCAGACCCCGCAGGUCAUUGACCCGACCCAGCUGACUGAGAUCCUGCCUGCGCGGGACCUGCCAGCGUCCGUGGCCGCACAGCGAGCCGUCGUGCUCAUGAGCAAGACGGCGUACGCAUCCAUGGCCACCGGUCGGACUCACGCCCCGUGGGGCCCGCUGCUGCUCGAGUACGCGCACUUUGACGCCAUCUACGCCACGACGGGCAUCAUGCCGCCGACGGCGCGCUUCGAGCGUCUGUCGGCGGCGCUGCAGCAGGACUCGCAGCGGGCGCCUGGUGCUUGGUCGGGCCUGCCGCGGUUGCUGGGGUACUUUGAGGACGUGGGCAAUGCGCGCUUCGGGCUCGUAUACCGCCUCCCGGCCCCGUUUGACGCGUCGAUUUUGACCAGUUACAAGAAGGGCGCGGCGCACGAGGUGAGCACGCUGCGCGCCAUGCUGGCCGACAAGGGCAUGGAGCCGCCGCUGGAAGCCAAGUUUCGCCUCGCGUAUAAUCUGGCGAAUACCGUGUUCGAUAUGCAUGCGAGGGGCGUGGCGCAUGGGAGGCUGACAGAGGAUAACGUGUCGUUUUGUAACCUGGGGGCGACGACCGAAGGCAGUGUGGCGGUGAAUGCGGUGGUGGAUGUGCGCAGGCCGCUGCUCUCCUCGUUUGAGGUCUUUGCCGACGAGGACAAGACUGAUGACGCGGCCCACCACCCGCUCGAUCCGCGGUACGCCCCAGACUCGUCGCCGCUGGCCAAGAGCACCGACGAGCGCGUGCUGGAGCUGUACGCCCUGGCCGUGCUACUGCUCUCGGUCGGCCUCUGGACGAGCAUGGAAACGCUGCCGCCGCGGGACGGGAUCGCGUGGGAGACGGCCAUGGCAAGGCUCACGGUCCGGUGCGGCGGCUUGUACGCGAAAGCGGUGCAUGCCUGCUGGGAGGCGGUGGACAGGGAGGUGCAGGGCGAGGUGCGCGGGGAGGCCCUGCUGGCGCAGGUGCAGAUGCGCGUCAGCCGCUUCCUGGAGACGUGCUGCAUCUUGGAUGGCGUGAGUGGCUUGGAGGAGAGGCUGGCGGAGGAUAUCGAGGACGAGGCGGCGGAUCAUGUCCAGUCGGCUGUGGCUGUGCAGAAAGCACCUCCGCCACAGCCGGUAGACUCGGCGGACAACUUGGUGAGCGGCGGCCAUGAAGAAACGACGUCGCAGAUACAGUCUACACCCCCAAAACCUGCCGCCAAGGAACCAAAGGCCAAGCUGUACACGCAGGUGCCGCUGCCCGCCGAGGCCAUCGAGCAGUGGAACACGAUCCUCAUGCCGCAAAUCAACCAGGCGCUGCGCCACUUUUACCGCAAACACCCGGAGUCGGUCGAGAUCUCGCUCGAGUCCAUUGGCCUGACGCCGCAGCAGACGGAACCGACUGUGCUCGUCGUUUGCUCCUCGGUCGGCAAGGUGCGCGCCAUUCUGCAGAAGCGCGUCGGCGCCCUGUUUGAUGGCUCGACGGGGUUCGCGCUCAAGGUGUGCCGCGGGCACGUGCUGCGGUCCCGUCGCCGCCCUGUGGCCACCGAGGAGGAAGAGGCGGUGGAGGCGGUCAACCCAAAGUACCAGGAACGGCCGGGCCAUGGGGCGAGUAUAGGGGCGUGGAUUGGGGAUCGGCAUCUGCCGCCGGUUAGCUUCGGGGGGGUGGUGGUGGUGGAUGGCACGACGUAUGGCAUGACUGUGCAUCACAUGCUGGACGACCCGGAUCGGGACUUUAGCGGCCAGGAGACGCAGAGGAGUGCGGCGUUACCGCUAAGAUCGCUGUUAGACAGCGUAGAGGAUGAUGACGAGGAUGACGAGGGGGCAGAGGAGGAGGAUGGGUAUGAGCUGUCGGACACGGAAUCGGAAGCGUACUCGGACACGGAUAUCACGAGCGAGUACGAUGACAGCGAGGACGAGGAGGAGGAGGAACCGGGUGACAUUCCGGGUAUUGAACCGGGAUGUGGCGACGGCUACAUGGUGACGCAGCCGGCGCUGGACGACGUCGAGGAGGGCUUCUACCCGUGCGCAGAAACCGAAGACGAGGACCACCUCGACACAUUCAGCCUCGGCCCGGUGUACGCCUCCAGCGGCAUCCGGCGGCGGCGCGACAACGGCCUGGUGCACGAACGCGGCGAGAUCCUCCCCGCGCUGUGCAGCGUCAAGAUGUACGGUCGCGCGUCGCCGAGCCACGCCUACCAGGUGGCGAGCGGCGGCAGCGGCGUGCAGGCGAUGGGGAUCCCCGGCGACAGCGGCGCGUGGCUCGUGGGCGCCGACGACGGCGCGCUGUGCGGACACGUGCUCGCGUGGAGCACGCUCGGCGCCGGCGAGGUCCGGCUGCCUGGCGGCCAGCCGGUCGUGGUGCUGGAGGAGGAGCCUGUGCAGGUGCUGACGCCGGUGCUGGGCUUGCAUGCGUUGGAGAGGGAAUUGAAGGGCUUGAGUAUGCGCGAGAUGGCGGUCAAGCACGGCAUUGAGGUGCGGAGUUGA
Molecule: messenger RNA, 3009 nt
Organism: Cordyceps militaris CM01
Lineage: Eukaryota; Fungi; Ascomycota; Sordariomycetes; Hypocreales; Cordycipitaceae
Exons: 3
Coding region: 1-3009 (1002 amino acids)
Source: RefSeq, a predicted model, not a curated record